Balaenoptera ricei (Rice's whale) is the source of this 864-nucleotide messenger RNA. RefSeq names its product fatty acid amide hydrolase 2 (gene FAAH2). Lineage: Eukaryota; Metazoa; Chordata; Mammalia; Artiodactyla; Balaenopteridae. The record is from RefSeq and is a predicted model, not a curated record.
AUGACGUACAGAGAUUUUCAGAUCCCCAUUAUUAGAUCGUUGAAUACCAGACAAAGUAGAUGGGGCUUGAACCUGAAGAAAAUGAGAAUUCGCAGCAGAGUCACUGGCAGGGAAGCUGCUAUAGCACCACUGUUCACAGUCAGAAUCCAGUUGCUGCUCCUGCAGGUGGUCGGCUUUCUUCUUGGCCUUGUAGGCCAAGAAGCUCGAGCCUUUGGCAGCCCCAGGUUUCACUCAAGCACCCCAAGGCCUGUGACUGAUCCAUUACUCCUGCUUUUGGGGAUGCAGAUGGCCAAGCUGAUCCAACAAAGGAAGGUGAAAUGCAUAGAUGUUGUUCAGAUUUUUAUCAACAGAAUCAAGGAUGUGAACCCAAUGAUCAAUGGAAUUAUCAAGUACAGGUGAACAUUUUUACUCUCUCAUGGUCAUGCUGUAGAUAAAAAGCUUGAAGAGAAGCAGGAAGAUGAAGCCAUCCUGGAAAAGAAAUGGCCUUUCCUUGGGGUUCCUUUGACAGUCAAGGAAACUUUGCAGCUAAAAGGUGUGGUCUCCAACAAGGGUCAGUUUCCCAUGGCCAGGGGAGCCCAGGAGAUGUUUAUGUUCACUGGCCCAAUGUGCCGCUAUGCUGAGGUUAUGGCAUGACCUGGGAUGAAAAAGUUAAAACUCAAUGGAAAGGUACAUUUAAGGGAUUUGAAAUUUUACUAGAUGGAACAUAAUGGAGGCUCAUAUUUAAUGUCAAAAGUGGACCAAUAUCUCAUUCUGGCUCAGAAGAAGGUAAUUAUAAAAAGAAUAUCUUUAAUGCAAUUCAUUUUUAGUCAAAGAGAUACCAUUCUAACCCCAUUCCUUCAUUGCUUGCCAGAUAUUUAUGUGUGA